Mytilus californianus (California mussel) is the source of this 1151-nucleotide messenger RNA. RefSeq names its product WASP homolog-associated protein with actin, membranes and microtubules-like. NCBI's taxonomy places the organism in Eukaryota, Metazoa, Mollusca, Bivalvia, Mytilida, Mytilidae. The coding region runs from base 86 to 469 and encodes 127 amino acids. The record is from RefSeq and is a predicted model, not a curated record. The transcript is spliced from 4 exons.
AGAUUAAUUCGUAAAAGAAAUAAAACACUUUUUAGAAUUGUUACCAACGUCAGUUCUCUUUAUAGUGUAUAACCCAAAAACUGCAAUGGACGAAAAAGAGCAGAAGGAUGUAAUCUUAAAUGAAACACAAAAACCUGAACAACUCAGUAAAAAGGAAACAAGAUCCAAAUUACAAAAUCAUGACGCCCAAGAAGACGUUGUCUGCCAAUGGGAAGCUGAGACAUUUCACGAAAGAGAUGACGAAAACCCACCAGAUAGUUCUAUUGACUACGAAAUUGAUUACAAUGACUACGACUUUGGAAAUUGGCGUAUCAACAACUACCGAGAUCCAUAUGGUAAUCAAACUCUUGGAGGUUUUAUUCCACCUCAAAUGAAUUUUGCGAAAGAGGCUUCCAGUAAUACUUCAGCUGUACCCGUAGGACCUACUCCACCACCACCACCACCUCCACCUCCCAAUCCUCCAACAUAAACAGAACCUUUUUCAUUUUGGCCUUUAUCAUAUCGACCAAAAAUGCAAUUUGUGAGAAGUAAAGUGGUGUAAACAAAAAGGUUUAUCUGUUAUUUCUGUAUUUCUUUGUGAAACAAUGAAACACUUAAGCUACUUAGGCCGACCUUAUAGUAUUUGUAAAUUGUUGUGUGCAUGUAUGUGUAUGUUUUUAACUCAUAACAUCAAAUAUUUGCCACUUGCCGAUAUAAUUUUGUAUUCAUAUAAAGGAGAAUUACAACAUGAUACAACUGAAGAUCUCUUUUUAAUAUCAAACUUAAUACAUAACUGUAUUUUUUAUGUUACGGCUUUAUAAAAAAAAAAAGCAGCCCCCCUCCUUUCUUCUCGAAAAUAAACAGACAUUCAUGAGGGAUGGGUGUGUCUGGAUUAGAAACCCGACGACCGGACACGCUCAACAUACAAAAAUACAGAUUGAAUAUUUAGGAACUCCCUUUUUUGGGGCAAUCCAGGGAGGGGGGUCCGGGAGUUAGAACCACCGAUUUUUUCAAAAGAUCAAUGCUUUAGAAUAGAGACAUAUGAUUGGAAUCAAAAAUUUUACCUUCAAGCAAAAGAGUAUUUAGGGAGCAACCAUUUUAACUUCAAUGGGGGGUUAUGGUUUUUUGAAAAAAAUACUCUCGCAAAUUGCGAACAAUUUUAUUUAGUUUUU